GCGGAGCGGGGUCGGGUUUUGCCAGGGCUGGGUAAAUGGGCUCGCGGAGCUCGUAGUGGUGCGGAGCCGGGCGCUGCAGAUGCGGCUGGGGGAGAGCGCUGCGCUGGGCUGGCACUGUUUGUCUGAGGAUCUCCAAGCACUCCAUGGAUAUCUAGCCUCACAUCUCCCCUGUAAGAAAGGCACUGUAUGAGAGACUGAUGAUGAUCACGUUCAUGAACAGCUCAGACAGUGAAGAGGAAGCCUGCAAUGAGAGAACAUCACUGAUAUCAGUGGAGAGCCCUCCUGCAGCCUCCUACCAGGAUGGCCUGCAAGCACCAGAAGCAGCAGAAACGCAGACGUACAGGAAGAGGCAUACUGGUGGCAGUUGUAGCCCUAGUGAUGCUGACAGCGGUAAUUCUGACUCAGGACUUCCAGUAAGAGACAUUGCUGUGGACAAUAAAGAGGAGGAACUGACCCUGAAAUAUGGAGCAAAGCAUGUGAUCAUGCUCUUUGUGCCUGUCACGCUGUGUAUGAUUGUUGUCGUUGCCACCAUAAAGUCAGUGCGCUUCUACACAGAGAAAAAUGGGCAGUUGAUCUACACUCCUUUCAGUGAAGAUACACCUUCAGUGGGCCAGCGUCUCCUGAACUCCGUGCUGAAUACCAUCAUAAUGAUCAGUGUUAUCAUCGUGAUGACCGUGUUCCUAGUUGUGCUGUAUAAAUAUCGUUGUUACAAGUUUAUACACGGUUGGCUGAUUCUUUCAUCCCUGAUGCUGCUGUUCCUUUUCACCUACAUCUAUCUAGGCGAAGUGCUGAAGACCUACAACGUGGCUAUGGAUUACCUCACCUUGUUCUUUGUCAUCUGGAAUUUUGGAGCAGUUGGGAUGAUUUGUAUCCACUGGAAGGGUCCCUUGCACCUCCAGCAGGCCUAUCUCAUUAUGAUCAGUGCACUGAUGGCAUUGGUUUUCAUUAAAUAUCUACCUGAAUGGUCAGCGUGGGUCAUUCUAGGAGCCAUUUCCAUUUAUGAUCUGAUUGCUGUGCUGUGUCCCAGAGGGCCAUUGAGAAUGCUGGUAGAAACUGCACAGGAGAGAAAUGAACCUAUAUUUCCUGCAUUAAUAUAUUCUUCUGCUAUGGUGUGGACAGUAGGAAUGGCAAAGCAAGAUGCAGCAUCAAGGAGCCUUACUCAGCAGACAUGGGAUUCAGCUGAAGACAUGAGAAACAUCCAUGACAAUCCUGCGUACGUGGAGUCCGAAAACGCUGAGGCCAGGAGUCCGGCUCCAACCCAUCCAACCACUUCCUUAUUAGAGGAGCUGGAAGAGGAGGAAAGGGGUGUCAAGCUGGGCCUUGGAGACUUCAUAUUUUACAGUGUGCUUGUAGGGAAAGCAGCUGCCACUGCUAGCGGAGACUGGAAUACAACACUGGCCUGUUUUGUAGCCAUCCUUAUAGGUUUAUGCCUGACUCUUUUAUUGCUGGCUGUGUUCAAGAAAGCAUUGCCUGCUCUUCCCAUCUCCAUCACCUUUGGGUUGGUAUUCUACUUCUCAACAGACAACCUGGUGCGACCUUUCAUGGACACCCUUGCAUCCCACCAGUUGUAUAUUUAAAGGUGAAGACAGAUGAGUAGGAAGAUUUUUUUUUUUUUAAAGCAUUGUUGUGAAGUAUGGCAUUUUAAAUGAGGAAGUUGUAUAGUUUUACACUUAGUGCCAUAUAUUUUUAAGAGAACUUUUUAAAACUAUCAUGGGAUACUUAGUAAAAUCUAGUAGCUAACAUCUAGAGCUUUUUCAAGGGAGUUAGGCACCCAACUCCUAUUGAAAUUCACAGGAAGUUGAGUACCUAACUCACUUGGGCUCCUUGAAAACCCAGCUUUGGCAUUGGUGCCUGAGCAGUACCUGAAUGCACUUAGAGAGAGUCUGUAUGUAGUACAGGCUGACUGAGAGAUGAAGAACCUCACAUGUGCAUGUAGGGGGAGCCUAGGAUCUGUGUUUACGCUUUUGACCUGGAGUUGCAAAGAGAGUUAAUUGUACUUAAAUUGCACAGCACUUUGAAAGUGAAAAGUGCUAACACUAAUUAAAAGCAAGUCACAGAAUCAUAAUUAGACAAGUGAGAUGGUCAGCGUACAUACAGGAGAGUAGACUAAUGUAAUUGGCUGUGAGUGUUUGACAGGGAGACUGCUAUUCCCAUAGGGAUGUUUCCAACACUUUGGGUCCAAUUCUGGAAGCCUCACUGAAAUCCGGAUCUGGCCCUUUGUCUAAAAAAGUUGCUUACUAUUACCCUAAUGGGAUGUGGCAAAUGAAGUCCUGCUUUGUAACAAGACAUCUGUAGGUGGGAUCUAAAAGCAUGAACCUCUACUGACUGAGCUAAAAGCUCAAAGGCUGUGUACAAACUCAUAAACCCCUAAGUGGAUGAGCCACUCUGGAAGUGAGUUACAUUUUUCCUGUCUUUUCCUGGCAAUUAAAGUGUUAGGAAACAUCAUCUUUGUUCACCAUUACAAACCUCAGAUGACCAAAAAGGUUGGAAAUAUGACAGAACUUCAAUUAAACUAGUUGACCUGUAACUUCCUGUGUAUUCUUGGUCUGAUUCCUGUGUGUAAUGUAAUCACUAUAGGGAGAACUGUUACCUCUCCCUUUAUAAAGAGAUUCUUACACUGACCUAGGCUUGACUUAUCUAUUUUUUUGUAUUGUUUAAAUACCUUUUAUGACAGGCUUAGAAAAACUAUAUAAAUAUUUAAUGUAAGAGUGACUAUUUUGGAAAUACAUUGCUACAGUUUGUAUCAAAAUGUGGAUGUGAUUUUUUUUUUUUUAUCUGCAGUCUGUUAAUCUAAAUAAGGCAUGAUUGAAGCUGAAUAAUUACAAGACUAACAUGACCCCAUUAAAAACUACAGCAUUUGUUGCCAGCUAACAUCACGUGUCUGACUCAAGCUUCCUGUUAGAUGUGUUAACCAUUCCGUUUUUCAGUGUGUUCUUUUUCUUCCAAAAGUCCAUUUCUAAGAAAUAGAACUCCUUUGAUUUAGCAUGAGUGUCAAGUGCAUAAACAAGCUCUUAUUUUUCCUCAACAGUUAAUCAAUGUGCAAAAUAUUGUAUUGUGAGAGGCUUGUGUGAACGAAUGUGACAUGAUCCAUAGGAGUAAAAAUUAAUGUCUGCAGAUCUUCUCUUUAGAAGAGGCACUGGAUAAUUUAUUUUUAAAAUUGUUUUUCCAAUAGACUUGUUAAAUCUAACCUACUUUGAUAUUUAAAAAGAUGCUUAUUUAAUAUCAAUAUAUUAAUAAAGAUUCAUUCAAAUAG
Molecule: messenger RNA, 3253 nt
Organism: Trachemys scripta elegans
Lineage: Eukaryota; Metazoa; Chordata; Testudines; Emydidae
Gene: PSEN2
Product: presenilin 2
Exons: 12
Coding region: 198-1577 (459 amino acids)
Biological process (GO): negative regulation of apoptotic process; Notch receptor processing; protein processing
Cellular component (GO): growth cone; apical plasma membrane; ciliary rootlet
Molecular function (GO): aspartic endopeptidase activity, intramembrane cleaving
Source: RefSeq, a predicted model, not a curated record